Phlebotomus papatasi is the source of this 2252-nucleotide messenger RNA. Its product is annotated as gamma-butyrobetaine dioxygenase-like. Gene Ontology annotation, biological process: carnitine biosynthetic process. Lineage: Eukaryota; Metazoa; Arthropoda; Insecta; Diptera; Psychodidae. Gene Ontology annotation, molecular function: oxidoreductase activity. The record is from RefSeq and is a predicted model, not a curated record. Bases 853 to 2178 code for a protein of 441 amino acids. Gene Ontology annotation, cellular component: mitochondrion. The transcript is spliced from 5 exons.
CAAAAAACCACGACACUUUUUACAAAGAAUAAUUAAAAUAGCAAAAAAACUAAAAGCAUGCAUAUCAAAGACAUUUUUCAAUGGAUUUUCCCCAUAUUUUGACAUCAUGUGACUUUUUAUUGAACACAGCACCACCAAUUUUUUUCGUAAUCUAUGAAUUAUAGAUAUUUCGCAUGAAGGUCAAUUUCCCGCUCUUUUACCUACUCAUUUUGUGAAAUUGAAAUUGCCUGGUUACAUCUACCCCAAAUGCUGUUUUCUGACCAAUUAUUAAUUCUUUUGAAAUAAUGAGAAUCUCAAUUUCUCUAGUAAAUCCAUAAAUAUAAUCCUAAAAGAUGUAGGAAAGAACUGGUAUUGCUACAUUUCGAUUAUUUUACACAGUUUUUAAUUUCCAGGUGGAAAUCCAAAUGACCAAAAUAAUUGAAAUAUCAAUAUUUUCGGGAAAAAUGAUUUUUAUUUUUAAAGUAUUAGGAUUUUAUUGACCAAUUCAUCUGUGGACAUACAUCCCCAUGGUAUCUAUGAAUGCUUAUGGGUUUUAUCCUCUGGAGUCUUAAAAUUAAUGAAAAAAAUCACAGUGUUUACAACCACCCCAGUUUACUACUGCCCCAGUUCCCCCUAUAUAAUAUUGAAAAGACCGGUCAACAUAGACUCUGACCAAACGUUCCAACUGGAAUUUAUUUAUAACGACUUUUGCGGUCACCAUCUGGGUCAUGUUAUUAAUGAUAGCUUGUGUUUUCCUCGUAUGAUCUGCCUGGACUUCGACGUCAUUCGAAGAUGUAACAUUAAUGAAUGAAUCAUGAAUUUCACUAUCAAUGCCCCCUCAAGUAAAAAUAAACAAAAAACCUUCACAUAUAAAUGAUAACGAGAAUCGCACAUCAAGCUGAAAAAUUCACGAAAAUUCUCCAGUUGUCUCUGACAUCCAAGGAAAUAAAGAUGCUUCGGAGUAAUUUUCUCACUUAUCAGUUGGGUAUUCUGCGCAAAAUCUCAAAGCGCUUCAUAAGUUGUGAGAAAUUUAGUGCUCCAUUGGGACGAUUGAAAGUCUGUGAAAGUGAUCAAGUGGUGUCAUUAGACUAUGGAAAUCGUCUUAUGCAUUUUCCAAUUGUCUGGUUAAGAGACAAUUGCCAGUGCUCUGAGUGCUUUCUUCCUCCCACUCAAAGUCGCGUCAUAAAUUGGUACCAGUUCAAUAUUAAUCCGAAAUUGCAGUCAAUUGUUUGGAAUGAUCAUCUGAAGAAAAUUUUCAUUAAAUGGGAGGAUAAUCAUGAGUCUAUAUUUGAGCUGAAUUGGUUGGAAAAGCGUGAUUUUGCACCAAGCAAUCAGGAAUAUCACCUUACUAAGAGAUAUCGUCCUGUAAAGAAACCUUGGAGAAAGGAUGAUUUCCCUAACAUUUUUCAUUCAUUUGAAUUCAAUGAUGUUGUCAAUACAAACGAAGGAUUGAAAAAUUGGCUUGAAGCUCUGGCUAUUAAUGGUGUUGCAAGGAUCACAAAUGCUCCAAAGGAUGAGCGCAUAUGUCGUCAAGUCGUUGAACGCGUUGGAUUUAUCAAGAAAACGCACUUUGGAGAAGAGUUCAUCGUUAAGCAUAAACCAGAUACAACAAAUGUAGCAUACCUUUCAUCGGAACUUCAAUUGCAUACAGACCUUCCUUAUUAUGAGUACAAAGCUGGUGUUAAUAUCUUACACUGUAUGGAACAGUCUCAAUCUGCAGGAGGAGCGAACCUUCUCACAGAUGGAUUGAGUGUUUCCCAGUUGAUGAGAGAAAAGCACCCAAAACAUUUUAAACUUCUCAAGACUGUUCCUGUGGACUGGACAGAUGUGGUAAUUGAGAAUGAUUCGAGAUUUCAUAAAAUUUACAGAUCUCCGGUGUUUGUUAUGAACGAAAAGGAUGAAUUUAUGAGGAUAAACCAUAGCAUCCCCCAACGAGGAAGUCACUUUACUAUCCCUCUUGAACUAGUAAAGCCAUGGUAUGAGGCUAAUGAGGUGUUUGUAAAGCUCAUUAGGGAAGAAGCUGCAGAAUUUAAGACUCAACCUGGUGAUAUUCUUACUUUUGACAAUAUCCGUCUUGUUCAUGGAAGAAGGGCAUACAAUGAUACAGCGACCAAUGUAAGAUACUUAGUUGGAUCAUAUCUCGAUUGGGAUGAAAUCUACGAUCGUCUGAGAGUACUGAAUGCUGAGCAAGAUACAUGAAUUUUAUCAGGAUUUUGCGAUUUUUUUAUUUUGGAUUUUUUAAAUCACAGAAAUAAAUUUUGUGAAACUCCUAA